Diabrotica virgifera virgifera (western corn rootworm) is the source of this 4488-nucleotide messenger RNA. Its product is annotated as metacaspase-2-like. The record is from RefSeq and is a predicted model, not a curated record. Lineage: Eukaryota; Metazoa; Arthropoda; Insecta; Coleoptera; Chrysomelidae. The transcript has 9 exons. The coding region runs from base 108 to 4223 and encodes 1371 amino acids.
UCUGUAUCGAAGUGUCAGUUUAACAGAAUGUGUGUAAGUGAAUCAAAACAUUAAGUGAAAAAUUAAAACUGUUGCAUAUUUAUUUUCAGUAUCUUUUAAGUGGGUAUAUGAAACUAUCAAAUUUAGGAGGAGUAACCUGUAUACUUAUUAUUUCUUUGAACAUUGUACGAGCAGAUCAAGAUUUUUUGGAAUAUUAUCAACCAAGGCCUGAUCUUCCUAAAGAACUAAAUGAAUGGUUGGCUUUUGUACAAGAACACAAAAAAGAUUUUAAGGCCAUAAAGAAUAUUGUUAAAAGGCGCAAUCGAGAACAAAAUUAUUAUGACGAAAUUGAAGAAGCGAAAAACCACAAGCUGUUGUCCAUCGAUGAAGACCAAUACGUAGAUGAAGCUCCACAUAAUGACAUUUACCCACAUUUUAACCAGGAACUUAACAAAAUUGCCCCAUCAAACCUAGAUACGACUAUUUAUAAGAAACGAAGCAACAAAAAAUCAAACAAGUUCAAAAACUCUCACAAAUCAAAUAGAGCUCGAAGACAUUCUUCCAAGGAACAUUUUUUUGAAACUCAUCAAAUUCCUGCAGUUGAACCAAACGGCCAAAAGGGUGAAAUACAUCGAUCCGACAGGAAAUUUCCAGAAAGAUAUCAGCAGGAUAACCAGGAUAAAUAUAAUAAAAGAGAAAUACAAAUAAAUGUGUUAAAAGAUGGUAAGCUAAUAAAAUCAAUUGAAGAAAAUGAAAAGGACUCAAAAUCUUUAGUGUUUAACAUAGAAGCUAGAAACGAUGAUAAAAAUAGUAUUGAAGAGAAUAGCAAAAAUUUGGAAGUGCCAAAAUCGCCCCUUAAUGUUAACAAUUUCCAACGAAGUCUACAUUCUAAUAGUAAAGAAAGAAAAGACAAUAUUAUGACUGUUAAUGAGAAACUGAACAUAGACACAAACACUGCUGACCAGAUUUUGAAAGACAAAGCACUCUUUUACCAAGUCACCAUGCCAAAUCAUAACUUAAUUCAUCAACCACUUGGGUCUCACCAUCCAAGGUUUCAGUCAAAUAACUCCAAAUUUAUCCCACACCAAAAUGUUCCAGAAAAACAAAAUCAAUUUUAUGGUAACAAUUUUAAAGACAUGAGUAAAUUCUGGACAGCUUCAGAAAAAGACCGGCUACAAAAAGGUAUAGAAUUCGCUCAAGAUAAUCCGAACUUGAAGAAUGGUCUACAAGAUAACGGAUUUGAAGCUGCCAAAAGUAUUGUAGUUGAAGCCAAUCCAAAUAAGUAUUCAAAUAUAGUAAAGGAACCACUACAGCUUUCUUUAAAACGUAAUUUAGAUACUGAAGGUGGUUCUUUGCUAGGUUUAAGUAACUAUGUUGAUGCUGCAGUUUCUGGAGAUGUAAAUGAAGUGUUUAAUAAGAACAAAAUACUUCUUGAUCAGAACAGUCGUCAUAAAGAAACCAUAGAUUGGUCUAUAGAUUCUCUUAACGAUACUAAAAAAAAUCAAAACCUUGAUAAUACAGAACCAACGGAUUCAAAUACUAAAACAGUACUUGAUAAUAAGGACAUGAGUAACGGAAUUGAAAAUAACCAAAAUUUAAAUGUUAGUAAUAUUUAUAAAACAGGUGAAAAUCAUACAAAAGUUUCCACUGAUAAAGAAGUUAUUGAAAAUGUCGACAAAACUAACAACAUUAAUUUAGACAAAGAUAAUAUAGCAGUGAUACCUAAUUCGAAAGAUACAAAUAUAAACACUAAGAAUAUAUUAAACGAUACAUCACUUAACUCUGUUCUCGAAAAUGGAAGAAAAGAAGAAACUUACAGCAAAGAACAACAACUCAGUGAUGUACAACAAAAGGAAAAGGGAUCAGCAUUACCAUCUCAUUCAAAUAUUCAUACAGGACAUGAAAAUAUUAACAACCACAUUGAAAUUACUAUAAUUGAACCAAAAGGAGGUGUUGAAAAGAAUGAAGAUAUUGAAGAAAUCGCCGAAAAUAAUAGUAAAGAUUUUAACGCGGAUGAUACUUUGUUGAAAAUAGUAACGACACCGGAAGAUAUCAAUGACCUAAAAACUCCAGAAAAAAUAGAUGACCAUAUGCCUAUAUUGAAAGUUAUGGAACCAGAAAAACCUAUAGAAAAAUCGAAUAACAUAAAUAUAGAUAAAGAAAAUGAUUUAGUGAAUUGUGAUAGUGUUGAAGGUCCUAUCAACGAAAUGGACACACAAUAUCUCGAUGAUGAAAACUUUCCCAAGAAUUCACCAACUAUUAAGGUGAUUAUCGAUGACAGCAAAAGUAAUAAUGGCAUGAAUGAUUUGGAAAACAAUUCUCAAAAACGAUAUUUUCAUCAUACUUACCACAAAUUGAAAAAAACAGAUUGUCACGGUGACCAGUGUGAUUUAACUAAAAGAUUACCACCAAAGAAAUUUUUUAGAAGAAGAAAGCACCCAUUUUCAAAUUAUAUCAACAAUAAGCGUGAUUCGUACAAACUAAGACAGCUAAAGUCUUUGGACUACGUUUAUGAUGCUGACAUAGAGGCACCAGUUGACGAGGAAUAUGUAAAUGAAGAAGCGACCUCCAAAAGAGAAUAUAUUUUGGCAAUCAACAAAAAAGGAGCUGUAGAAGGAGACUACGGCGAUGAGGAAGACUCUGCGCCUUCUAAAAGUAACAAAUUGAAUCAAAUUAUCAAGAAAAGCGAUAAUAUUUUUGCUGAUCCACGAACUGUAGCAUCACGUGAUGAGGAUGAUGAUGGUGACUAUUAUGAAGAAGAGCAUAGUCCUAAGAAUGAGACAGUUAAUAGUAGCAACAAUGGUAAAGUUGAAAUCAAGGAACAAAAUGAAAAUUUUGGUAAAAGAAGGCACCCUAAACCUAAGCCUGCGCCUAAUACAAAGAAAAAAAAGCCACACCAAAAAGAAAUAGAUAAUAAAAAGAAAAACUAUGUAAGGGAACCAAGAUCACAAGCAGAUACAGAAGAUAUUGGACAGGCACAGAAAUUUGUAAGGAAAACUCAAGAUAAUUUAGCUUCGAAUAAGAAACAAGUGAAAAACAAGUUUCCUCUGUCGUCCAAAGGUUUUUUCACAAAUAAUGAUGUCAAAAGAGAUUCUCUUGCGGAUAUUGACAAACCGGUUUCUGUAGAUUCGCCCAAAAUAGAUGUUGAUGAUAUAGCGAAAUCUGCAUUGGCUCUUAACAACAGUGAUCUGGUUAAAACUACUCUCUUUAAUUUUAACCAAGUUCCUAAUGGUUGUGUAUCUAGUACUAUUUCACCUGAACCUAUUACUGAGGUAGUAUGUGAGGAAGUUACUCCUCAAGUAGCCGUGGGAAAUAUGUGCGAGAAUGAGACUGUUAUGGAAACUCAGGUUGUUAUGACAACCAUCUUGUCAAUUAUACCCGAUGUUCAACAUGAAAUGAACAAAAACAAUAGUUUUGCUACAAAAAAUGACACAUUUGAAAAAUUGGACGAAGUUCUUUCAGGGCAGUUGCCUAUUUCUUUGGUUAGCUCAGUAUACGAUCAUAUGAAAGACCAUCCAACAUUUAAAAAUCGGUUUUAUAGUGGAAUGAAGAGACGUCACUAUAAGGAAUCUUUAGGUGAUUUUGAAAAUUUAAAUCAACGGGAACAUAAAGAACUACUCAACGUUAUGGAAGAUAUUAUAAAUAAGUUGCAAUGGACUACAAAUUGUCAAAUGUUGCCCAAAAAGCAAAGCCAGUAUUUAAGAUCGAUUACAAGAGCUAAAUCUCACGAUGCACUCUCGAAAACCAAGCAGAUGGAAGAAGUCGAUUUUGAUGAUGGACAAGAUACGAAAAAUUUUAUAUUCCACGCAGCCAAUGCAGAUUCCACGAUCGAACAGAAAAUUAAAACAUUACAUGAAAUGCUAGUAAAGUUUGAACAACUGCCACCGAGUUGCAAGUCUAGAGCAGAACCGGUGAAGAAAUAUAUCGAAACCCAUAUGGAAAUGCUAAAUAAAGUUCUGGAAACGAAACCACGUAGGGUAAAUAAAGUACCACUAGUACCAGAAACUAGAAACUACAAUAAUGAACAUCAACAGCCGAUUAGGAGAAAUGACCAAAACGAGGAAAGUAGUGACCUUAUAGAAAAACAACUCCAAAGUGUCGGACUAGGCAAAAAUCCUAAUUUUAAACCCAAUUUUGACAUAAAUCAUUUAGUUCAGCAAAACAGAGUUGGCCAAAAGGUAGAGAAGGAAGGUAAGGUCUUGUCGAAAAACCGACAUUGGAGAAAAAGAUCAAAAGAGAUUUAAACGCGGAUACUUCAAAAAACUACGAAAAACUUGUUGAAGCUGUAAGAAAAGAAAGAAUCAAACGGGAAGCUAAGAGAAGAAUAGCAACAUCAUUUGGUAAACUUGAUAUGACUGACUACGAGGGUAAAUCAUCAAAUAAAGCAUUUAAGGAUGUGUUCGAUACACCGUUGGUUUAUGUAUUAUAAUUUUUACACUUAUUUAAAUAUUUUAUAGUUAUAGCAAGAUUAUAAUUGUAAAUAUCAUAAAUAUAUAUACGUCAUACGUA